AUUCAGCUCUUAAUGUCUUUGCCACCGCGCCAAACGCCCAUAAAUCCAAAUUAUCGAAUCGCGAUCUUACUGAUUCUGAGUGCGAGGAAACUCCUAAUUCUCCAAGCACCGACUCAAUGAAGAAGCCUAGACCCAGAGGUUCCAAGAAUGGUAGAAACGUCAAGGAUGUGCCGGAGUAUGAGAAACAGAGGCUUUCUAGGAUCUCCGAGAACAAGAAGAGAAUAGAGGCCCUUGGAUUGGCCAAAUUGGCGACCUCACUUUUGGAUUCCUCCAAGAAUUUGAGUAACAUUGAUAGAAAGGGGAAGCGGAAGCUGGGUGACGCUGACGAUGAAGAUUAUAAGCCUAGCGAGGAUUCUUCAAGUUCUGAAGAUGAUGACUCGGACUCGGAGGAAGAGGAAGAAUAUUUUGGCAGUGGGAAAGUUUAUGGGUCUCGUGGAAUGAAGGGAAAGAAUAGAGGUUCAGAAGCAAAAAGGAAAGUUCCUGUCAAGAAAUCAAAUAACUCCGAUGAUGAAGAUGAUGAUGAGGAUGCAUUACGACAGGCGAUCAAACUUUCACUUCAAGAUUCUGGCGAAAAUUGUGAUGCACAAGUCCAAGGUCCUCUUGAAAAUGUUAGAAGGAAAAAUGUGAAGAAUCAGGAAGUGAGAGGAGGGAUGAAGAGAAAAGGAUUGUUCACUAGUCGGAUGCAGAUGAAUGACGAUGAACUUAUUAUGAACUUCUAUUGUUUUGAUGACUCAUGGAAAGGGGACAUUACUGUUAGUGACUUGAAAAGAGUAGCAGCUGCUCAUGAUUUUACUUGGUCCGACAUAGAACUAAGGGAUAUGAUUGAUUGCUUUGACAGUGAUGGAGAUGGAAAGUUAAAUCUGAAUGAUUUUCGGAGAAUUGCUGGUCGAUGUAACAUGAUAAAAGAGUCCAUCACAUGAUCGACUCAGACAAUGACAGACUGGUGCACCACUGUGUGGAGGAGGAUGCAUAGCAAGAAUUGAACCGGAUCGUGAUUUUGGUAUGUUCUUUAUCUAGCCAUUCAGAAGCAAGUUAUGAGGUUUGUUGCACGGAACAUCAAUACUUUCUUGUUGGAAAAAAAAGCUGUAAUGAUCAUCAUAGGAUAAGGGGAAAUAACGGCUCCGAUCGAUGACAUAGCUAAUUUUCAUGAUUUUGUUGAAUUCCAAAGUAUUAUAUAGAGCAUUUGAACUUGUGAUCGUAAUUGUGAAAUUCUGACCCCAUGUGUUUCAAGCUUAGA
Benincasa hispida (wax gourd) is the source of this 1237-nucleotide messenger RNA. RefSeq lists its product as uncharacterized. The record is from RefSeq and is a predicted model, not a curated record. Lineage: Eukaryota; Viridiplantae; Streptophyta; Magnoliopsida; Cucurbitales; Cucurbitaceae. Gene Ontology annotation, molecular function: calcium ion binding.